Molecule: messenger RNA, 2956 nt
Organism: Ceutorhynchus assimilis (cabbage seed weevil)
Lineage: Eukaryota; Metazoa; Arthropoda; Insecta; Coleoptera; Curculionidae
Source: the annotation of a GenBank genome assembly
GUUGACAUUAAUUUGUAAAUAGUAAACAAAUCCCCUUAAAAUAAUUAAAAAACCCAUUUAAAUUCAUCAUGGAUAUUCCUAAAGAACCAAAUUUCUCAUUACUAAGUUCCCAGGACUUCGCCCCUGAAAAAUACGUGCGAGACAUUUCCCAAAACUACGUGGGCGGUCUGGAACUGCAAAACAUCAAAAAGAAAAUCCAGGCGUUGGCCGACGAAACCAGCAAUAACUUGAAGAAAAACGUCUACCAAAAUUACGUGCAAUUCAUCGAAACUGCCAAAGAAAUAUCGCACUUAGAAAGUGAAAUGUAUCAACUUUCUCACUUGUUGUCAGAGCAAAAAGGGUUGCUUACAGCUCUGAGUACUUCGUCUAUUUUAGAAGACAACAGGGCUCAUUUUGAUGUUAGAAAUGAAAAAUUAGACGAACAAGAGCUUGAGGAGGAAAACAAGCAAAAACUGGCAACAAUUUUGGAUAAGGUUGAGAACUGUAAAGAAGUAGUUGAAGCUCCGGAUAGAUUUUUAUUGUUCGAAGGAGAUUUGCUUGAAAUAGACGCAACAGAGAAUACAGCAAUCAAAUUUGUACAUGUUUAUUUGUUUAAUGAUAGUUUAAUGCUAACAAACAGAAAUUCUAAUAGUAGAGGCUUGAUGCGAUACGCCUUUGAAAGCUUAUACGAACUUAGUAGCUUGGCUGUGGUUAAUGUACGAGAUUUAGGCAACAUUAAACACGCAUUCAAGUUGCUUAUAUUUCCAGAUACACGAGUAUUCCAAUGUUCAUCUAAUGCUAGUAAAAAAGAGUGGCUGGAUAAGAUUGAUCAAGCCAAAAAAACCCGCUUGGUGCAAGAGCAACAAAAACGCGAAUCCUCUUUGGAAAAAAUCUCCCCUGCCCGUUCCAUUUCAGUUGACUUAAGCAUCAACAGCCAGCCUGAAGAAAUAUUCACCCAUCCCGAUUGGUUUUUGGACAUCCCUGACGAACUAGACGUUUGCAUCGCCCAAAGACAAUUCGAAGACGCUGUCAACCACAUAAACAAAUCAAAAACCUACAUAAACAAACACCCAGAACAUGUGGGAGCAAUUCAGAAAAAAAUCGACCAAAAACAAAACACCCUAGUUGAAAUGCUUAUGAAAGAGCUUGAAGUUAAUCCUGAAAAAUCCUUGCAAGGUGGUUUAAGAGCCACCAGAACAGCUGUCAGAUUACUAAACCAAUUGGGUCGCUCUACCCAAUCAUGUGACUUAUUUUUGAAGCUUUGCAGCAGCAUGUUAAAAAUCCAAUGCAAACGAGUGAAAAGAGAGGGCUCCACUAGCACAUACGUGCGUCAUCUAUCAAGCGUAGUCUUCACCAACAUGUGUCACAUGUCAGAAGAGUUUCUAAGGGCCUUUCCAGACUCUUGUGCAAACUGCGCAUCUGCUUAUGUAGUCUGGGCAAGUGGGGAAUUAUCUUUAUUUACUACUCAUUUUGCCAAGCAAGUUUUUAUGCCGCAAACAUCUUUGUCUACCAUUACGGAGUGUGUGGUUUUGGUGAGGUCGCAGUGCGAGCGGUUGUGCACUUAUGGGGUGGAUUUCCGGUACCAGUUGGAUGGGGCCCUUAGGGCUCCGCUAAGUAAAGCCCUUAAUGACGCAAGAGAUAAGUUUGUCGAUUCGAUUAAGUUGAGAGCGAUAGAUGAAAAGUGGAUUCCUGUCAAUUUGAAUACGAGAAGUGGAUUAGCAAGGUGUCUUCAAGAAUAUGCAGUUUUAGGCCUGAAACUCGACACCUACGUCACUGGAGAUGUUUGGCUCCAAUUAACCUCAAGCAAUUUGGCUUUUACCAAAUCCUUCCUAAUUCUAUUGGACGAUUGCCUCAAACUAAAAACCACAGAACUUUUACACUCUAUUGAUGAAACUUUAACAAAAUGUUUUGAGGCCCAAUUACGGUACAACGAGCAAGGCCUCAAAAACGAAGACCAAAAACAGUUUAUUUUGAAGAAUUUCGAAUUUUUACUGGUGGUUUUGGUGCAGCUUACGCAAACUAAAUACAAGGAGGCAACUGGGUAUGAGUGUGACAACUUAAACAAAUUGGUUAAUGAUUAUUUGAGUUUAUUGAAGGCGAGAAGCACUAAAACAAAAUAUUCUUCUGAAUUUUUGUAAAAUAAAUAAAUUAAUCUUAUAAUUAUCACAGUAUGUAGAUCUAGAAACAACUGACUUUUUCAAUAAUAAUAAUACAUAAAUAUAAAAAUGUAAUUUCCCAUAAUUCAAAAUACUUUUUUGAAAAGUUUCUUAAAUCCUUUCCUCAUUUUCUUUGGCGUCGAUUGCUCGUUACUUGACAGACUAUUAUUUGAAGAUUCAGAACUCUCUACGCGUGUUGUUUGUGGUAAGUAUUUGCCAUUUUUCAUGGACAUUGACCUUUUCAAACGAACACUGGCCGCUGUGGUUGUAAUAUAAUCUGGAACAUCUAUUCUACUCGAAUCUACCAAAUUUACCGGUUCUAGAGUAGACGUAUCGCUUUCUUCCAAAGGAAACGGAAUGUCUUCAAUAAUCUGACACCUACUAGUCACCCAAUCACCAUCCAUCGGUGAUUUUUUCCUCUUCUUUUUUUGUUGGUCACCCGCAGCAAGGACAAUUUUUAAUGCCUGAUCACUAGGACGUCUCUUCUUUUUUUUAUUUGUCUUGGUUGAUACUACAACGUCAACAGAAUUGCGACGUUGUAUCUCGCUAGAUUUGGCAACAGCGCCCGCGCCCGCCGGUUUCCAUCUAUUGAAACGACGAGCGCCAUAUAAAAAACAACAGACAAAAACGACAAACAGGCAACAAAAAAACCACUUCCAUUGGCUUUUUUCUUUUGAUAGGUUUUCCAUGGCUCUCGUAAGAGAUUCUAGUUUUUCUUCAAUUUGUUUGUGACGUUCUUCUUGUUUUAUUGUCACGUCUUGGAGGGUUUUUUCUAGGACGCGUUGCAUGUCUUCCACUUGUUUUUUGUAGCGUUUGUGUAG